Molecule: messenger RNA, 2110 nt
Organism: Oncorhynchus nerka (sockeye salmon)
Lineage: Eukaryota; Metazoa; Chordata; Actinopteri; Salmoniformes; Salmonidae
Gene: ehf
Product: ets homologous factor
Exons: 9
Coding region: 266-1126 (286 amino acids)
Biological process (GO): regulation of transcription by RNA polymerase II; cell differentiation
Cellular component (GO): nucleus
Molecular function (GO): sequence-specific DNA binding; DNA-binding transcription factor activity, RNA polymerase II-specific
Source: RefSeq, a predicted model, not a curated record
GCAUAAAAUAACCACUGCUGGGGCAGCACCUUGGUGUGUGUGUGGGCUGGAACUUUUUUAAAGUUUUGGGAAGCAAAAGAGCACAGCUUCUAGCACUGAAAACAACACUCCACUCAUUUGUGGAGAGAAACACAGCUAGCUACCUCACCUACCUGAAGUCAUCUGAGAGGAGAGAGAGAGAGAGAGAGAGCGAGAGAGAGAGAGAGAGAGAGAGACGACACCUCCCAUCCUGGUCGGAACCCAGUCCAUAGCUCUGCUCUGGACCAUGGUCCGUCAUACCACCUGUAUCAUGAGCAUCCCAUCCACUGCCAGCAUUGAGAGCCAGCUGCCCACAACAUGGAGCUCCUACCCCUGCUCAGACAUUUCCACAGUGAUGCCUGGUUACACCAGUCGCCUGUGGUCCCAGGACUCCCAGCCUCAGUAUUGGUCGAAGUAUCAGGUGUGGGAGUGGCUGCAGCAGAUGCUGGAUAUGCACCAGAUCGACGCUGCCACCAUCCCCUUCCAGAACUUUGAUGUGGACGGACGUCAGCUGUGCAGCAUGACCUACCAGGACUUCACCCGUGCUGCGGGCACCGUGGGGCCCAUCCUCUUCCACAGCCUCACCGAGCUCAAAUGGAGCGGUCAGUAUCCUGGUGUGGAGUUUAACCCACUGGACGUUAUCAAAUCAGAGCCAGAUGUAGAUUUCCCUUGCCCAUUCACAGAACCUAGCAUCUAUCCUGCAGAUAUUUACGAUCCCUCGUUUCAAUCGCUUGCACCUGUGGCCUCACCCACUCCCUCCAGUCCAGACACAAAUAGAUCUCACAGUCGCCCUCAUCAGGUCAAAAAACACAACCCCCGGGGGACCCACCUUUGGGAGUUCAUUAGGGACAUUCUGCUGAACCCGGAGCGGAACCCAGGCCUGAUCAAGUGGGAGGAUCGGACAGAGGGCGUGUUCCGCUUCCUCAAGUCAGAGGCCGUGGCACAGCUGUGGGGCAAGAAGAAGAACAAUAGCAGCAUGACCUACGAGAAGCUCAGCCGAGCUAUGAGAUAUUACUACAAACGGGAAAUCCUGGAACGUGUAGAUGGACGAAGGCUGGUCUACAAGUUUGGAAGGAAUGCACGAGGAUGGAGAGAGUCAGAGAAGUGAAAGAGGACACCUCUCCACCAUUUUGUGCCCUUUUUUAACCACCAUUCGAAGAUGUCUAUUUAUGUUAUUUUGUUGGAUUUUAAUGUGUCACUGUGAUGUUUUACUAUAUAUGUUGUUUAUUUUACAAAGAGGAGCAGAAAGCCUCAUUGCAACUCUUGACAUUUUUGGGAGUUUCUGUAUGAUAUAUUUACAUAUGGUUAAGAAAGACCAUAAUUUACAUUUGACUGCUUACAUUUUCCUGUUCAGAGAGUGGUGACUAUUUGCACUGAAAGCUAUUUUUGAUUGAACAGCAAAAAGCAAUGACAUAUGGGGCAGCAGGUAGCCUAGUGGUUAGAGCUUUGGGCCAGUAACCGAAAGGUUGCUAGAUUGAAUCCCUGAGCUGACAAGGUACAAAUCUGUCGUUCUGCCCCUGAACAAGGCAGUCAAUACACUAUUCCUUAGCCAUCAUUGUAAAUAAGAAUUUGUUCUUAACUGACUUGCCUAGUUAAUUCAAAAGUUUUAAAAACUAUAGAUGCGUUAUUUUAAAUAUUUCCAGCUUGUUGUACACAUUUAAACUGUGUAAUGUUCUUUCCGAAGUAUGUUUGAUUGAUGUGUUAUGCAAGACAUCUCCUUUAGUAAAUAUGAAACUCUUGUCUUCUUUGCAUUCAUCCUCUUCAAAUUUGUUUUAGUUAUGAAUAUGUAACAGAUCUCACAAUAGAACCACAACUUCCCUAUUCAUGUACAGGAUAAACAGAGAACUGUUUGGCCCAAACACAAUGGCAGCUCAGGAUAGUAUGAUAGAGCACAUUCAGAUGCAACAAUGGGACAUGCGGAAAUUAGAGGAUGUUCUGUGUGUGUUCUUCAAGAUCUGAUGCUGAGAAAUGUCUUCUCAUUUUGCAAUGUCAACUCAUCUUCACCCAUUUACUACGCUAUGCUGUAAAAAGAAAUGUGUAAAUACUAUAUUUGUAUUUUAAAUAAUAAAGGACUUGUGUUUUUGAAACAACA